AAGCCAAAAACCUAAACCCCAAAACCCUCCGAAACCAGCAAGGCUACCGAAACUCCGAGCAAAUGAGCUCCCAUUCGGAUCCACCUCCUACAUUCCGGUAACACUCAUCUCCUUGCAACUUUCAUUCCCUCUUACAAGCUCAUCUCUGGCGUUUCCUUCGUUCAUAUUCUUCAGCAAUGCAAGAAUACCUAUGCAAACAACGAUAGCUAUAUAGGUUUUCCCAUUGCUACUUUGAUCAGAUAUUAACUUCGUUUUCUUCCGUUUUUGGGUGUAUAUUUCUGGGCUUUUCAAUUUCUUACAUGGGUGAGUAUUAUCUCAAGUUAGUGCCUAGAAUCUUGGUUUCAGCAUCUGGGUAUGUUUCGAUUUGAGCAAAAUAUUGAUAUUUUAUUUAUUUUUGGGAGUUAAUGAUUCUAGGAUUUCUAAUUUGUUAUGUGGGUAUUGGAUAUUUCAUGAGUAUUGCAUAGAAUCUUGAUUUGGAUGGAUGGGUAUGUUUCAACCUGAGGAGAUAUAUAGAAUAUGCUCUCUCUGCGAUAUUUUCGCAGAUUUUGUCACACUGUAGCCCCCAUUGCAUCAACAGAUACUCCUGCAGCUGUUUCGAAUUGCAUUCAAAAUCUGAAACCAUUGGAAGAACCUGCCCUUUUGAAGCUUAAGAACGAGCGGGACCCUGAGAGGCUGUUCCAUUUAUUUAAGGCCAAUGCACACAAUCGACUUGUAAUUGAGAACCGUUUUACAUUUGAAGACACAGUGUCUAGGCUAGCUGGUGCAGGCCGCUUUGAUUACAUUGAGCAUUUGCUUGAGCAUCAGAAGACUCUUCCGCAGGGUCGCCGUGAAGGGUUCAUUGUGAGGAUUAUAAUGUUGUAUGGUAAGGCUGGGAUGACUAAACAUGCUAUUGAUACUUUUUAUGAUAUGCAUUUGUAUGGGUGUCGAAGGACUGUUAAAUCCUUCAAUGCUGCACUUAAGGUUUUGACGAGUACACGUGAUUUAGGAGCAAUUGAAGAAUUUAUUUAUAAUGUUCCCGAGAGGUUUUUUGUUGAAUUGGACAUUUUUUCAGUUAAUAUCAUUAUAAAGGCUUUCUGUGACAUGUAUGUUUUGGAUAAAGCGUAUUUAGUCAUGUUAGAGAUGGAAAAGUUGGGAAUAAAGCCGGAUGUGGUUACCUACACAACUCUUAUUUCGUCAUUCUAUAAGGAUAACCGGUGGGAGAUUGGCAAUGGGUUGUGGAAUCUUAUGGUGCUGAGGGGGUGUUUACCAAAUCUUGCAACAUUUAAUGUUAGGAUCCAGUAUUUAGUUAAUAGGAGGCGAGCAUGGCAAGCUAAUAGUUUGAUGGACAUGAUGCAGAAGCUUGGGAUUACACCUGAUGAGGUUACCUAUAAUUUGGUGAUCAAAGGGUUUUGCCAAGCUGGGUAUCUUGAAAUGGCCAAAAGGGUCUAUUCUGCUUUACAUGCCAAGGGGUACAAGCCCAAUAUGAAAAUUUACCAGACCAUGAUUCAUUAUCUCUGUAAGGGAGGGGAUUUUGAUUUGGCAUAUACGAUGUGUAAAGACUGCAUGAGAAAGAAUUGGUUUCCAAGUGUUGAUACCAUUCAUACGUUGCUUGAAGGCCUUAAGAACAAUGGACAGAUUGGUAAGGCUAAGGUCAUCCUGACAUUGGCUCAGAGCAGGGUGCCUCCUUUUUCUUCAAGCCAAUUGGGUACUUUAAAGUCCAUAUUGUCCAGGAAUGGAAUAAGAUGAUGGACUUCCUGAGGGCGCUACUUUUUCCAAAUGAAUAAGCGGCCAUUAAUUUUUUGAUUAAUGUAACAGGACGAUCAGCAGGAGCUGAUAUUCUUUGUACAUAAAUUUACAAAGCUAAUUGGACAUGGAUUUUUAAUGGGUUUACAUCAUACCAAAGCCAUAUGUUCUUGUAAUUUGUUGCAACUUCUCAAUAAAGUUCGUGAUGAAAUAGGAGUUCUGAAUGGACAGUUCUCUCCCAAGUUUUUUCUUUGGUGGUGAAGAAGAGAGUGGUCUAUGAAAGAAGGAAAUUCAUCCUAGUUCGAUAUAAAUCGAAUAAUAAGAUCUUGCAGCUCGUAGCCGGACCUGAACGAAUCCGGAGUUUAGCAAGAGGGACAUUUGAUUGUGAACUGCAGUUACAUGAAAAGAGUGAUAAUGACUCCAUGAUCUUCUGUUGCACUAUUGGCUGUGAGGAAGUUUUGGACUCUUAAUUUCUCAUUACUUUGGGUGGAUUGGUGAUAUCUGGAUCACAAAUUGAGUUGUACAAUUGUUUGCAUGGGUAGUUUUUUGGCAAGGAGAAGGCCAGCUGGCUGGAAAGUUGUUCCAUCGUGCUUAAACAUGCUGCAUUUGGUGGAAAGGAACAACUGAAGUUCAGAGAAGUUUGGUUCAUAAUAUUGGGUGGAGCUUGUCGUUAAGAGUGCUCAGAUUGGACUUGGGAUUUUUCCUUUUCGGAUUACUUGGAUAUUUUGUAAUCUGAGACUUGAGUAGCUGUAAUUGGCCUUAUCUUUGUGUGCUUCUUAUGGAAUAGAUAUUUGUAAAA
Alnus glutinosa is the source of this 2521-nucleotide messenger RNA. RefSeq names its product pentatricopeptide repeat-containing protein At1g80150, mitochondrial. The transcript is spliced from 3 exons. Bases 517 to 1725 code for a protein of 402 amino acids. NCBI's taxonomy places the organism in Eukaryota, Viridiplantae, Streptophyta, Magnoliopsida, Fagales, Betulaceae. The record is from RefSeq and is a predicted model, not a curated record. Gene Ontology annotation, cellular component: chloroplast. Gene Ontology annotation, molecular function: protein binding.